CCACAUCAGUAACUACCACUGGUACAUCUUCUAAUUACAUUACAGUUAUGGGGUCUCCAUCUAGUAGUAGUAUGACAAUAUAUUCUACUACUACAGUAACUGCUGUUCCUACUAUUACUACUGCUGCUGUUCCUACUGAUUCCAUUACUACUGAUUCCAUUACUACUGCAUCUAUUAGUAUCACUUCCUCACUAAGCACUACAAUAAUUUCAUCACCAGGACAAGACAAUGCAGGAAAUGGUGCAUCUACAAUACUAAUAGCAAUGAUCAGUGCAGUCAUUGUACUACUGGUAGUUACUAUUAUAGUAAUAUUAAUAGUGAAUGCAUUAGUGUGUAGGAGAAGAUUGUAUAAAACAACAAAUGGAAAUGAUACUUUCAGUUCUGAUGAAAGAAAAGCUGAUAUAAAUCAACAAUCAGAUAUAAUAACAAUGGAUAAAGGACAGAACAUAUUAUUAGCAUCAACUAAUCCUGCUUAUGGAGUAAUUGGGGAACAAGAAAACUGUAAUACUGAUGUAUCUGCUAAUCCUGCUUAUGGUAUUACUGAAAGAUCUGGUGUCUCUGCUAAUCCUGCUUAUGGUAUUAACACUGCAGGAGGAAUAGAAAGUAUGUACAUGAUAGAUCUAGUGUAUAUGCAUGGAGAUAACUUGUAGAGAAAUAUUUGUGUUGCAUGUGUGUAUGUGUGUGUGAGUGACAUAGUACUUUGAA
Amphimedon queenslandica is the source of this 705-nucleotide messenger RNA. RefSeq lists its product as uncharacterized. The transcript is spliced from 4 exons. The record is from RefSeq and is a predicted model, not a curated record. Bases 48 to 650 code for a protein of 200 amino acids. NCBI's taxonomy places the organism in Eukaryota, Metazoa, Porifera, Demospongiae, Haplosclerida, Niphatidae.